CAACCCUGGGCCGAGGCCUGCCCACUAACCGCUCCUCUGGGGCAGCUCGUACAGCCGAGUGGCGGCGGCGGCUCUGGCCGGGGAAGAGUGGCAGGGAGCCCGUCCCCGCCUCGUCCUCCCGCUCCGCCCCAUCCUCUCCUUGGAGCCCACCCGAGCCUGGCCAGGACAAGGCGGAGGAGCGGUGGUUCCCUCCAGUUCCCGUUCGCGGACCCCGAGCCGCAGUGCCCGCCCUGCCCUCCAGCGGCUGCUGCCUCUCCAGAUCCGCGACCCUAGCCCCUGGAUCCCCGCAAGGCUGACCACCGCGCUCCCGAGCCACAGGAGUCCAAGUCCUGCCUGUCAACUUGGUCAGCAAUGAAAGGCGGGAACCUGGACGGUGGCUCUGAAUCCUGAUUGCCUGGCUGUCAGGGAGACACAUGUGGUCAAAGAUGAAUUUGAGAAAAGUAGCUGCCGGCUACUUGAACUAUGGAAAAGCAGGGCCAUCAUGAGAUGGAAGCCAUCCCAUCGGGUUGUCACUCCCACAUUAAACUGCUGAAGGUCAGCAGGGAACACCUGGUUGCCAACAUCCGAAACACUCAGUGUCUGGUGGACAACUUGCUGAAGAAUGACUACUUCUCAGCUGAGGAUGCAGAGAUCGUGUGUGCUUGUCCCACACAGCCUGACAAGGUCCGAAAAAUUCUUGACCUGGUGCAGAGCAAAGGUGAGGAGGUGUCUGAGUUCUUCCUCUACGUGCUACAACAACUCGAGGACGCUUACGUGGACCUCAGGCUGUGGCUAGCAGAGAUCGGCUUCUCCCCUUCCCAGCUCAUUCGGAGCAAAACUAUCAUCAAUACUGACCCAGUGAGCAGGUACACCCAGCAACUGCGACACCAACUGGGCCGCGACUCCAAAUUCAUGAUGUGCUAUGCCCAAAAGGAGGACCUGCUGCUGGAGGAGACCUACAUGGACACACUCAUGGAGCUGGUAGGCUUCAACAACGAAAACCUGGGCAGCCUGGGAGGCCUGGACUGCCUGCUGGACCACAGCACCGGCAUCCUCAACGAGCAUGGCGAGACUGUCUUCGUGUUUGGGGACGCGGGAGUGGGCAAGUCCAUGCUGCUGCAGCGACUGCAGAGCCUCUGGGCAUCCGGCAGGCUGGCCUCGGCAGCCAAGUUCUUUUUCCACUUCCGCUGCCGCAUGUUCAGCUGCUUCAAGGAGAGCGACACGCUGAGUCUGCAGGACCUGCUCUUCAAGCACUUCUGCUACCCUGAGCAGGACCCCGAGGAGGUGUUCUCCUUCCUGCUGCGCUUUCCCCACACAGCGCUCUUUACUUUCGAUGGCCUGGAUGAGCUGCACUCGGACUUCGACCUGAGCCGCGUGCCGGACAGCUGCUGCCCCUGGGAGCCGGCACACCCGCUGGUCCUACUGGCCAACCUCCUAAGCGGGAGGCUGCUCAAGGGCGCCGGCAAGCUACUCACUGCCCGCACAGGGGUAGAAGUCCCCCGCCAGCUUCUGCGCAAAAAGGUGCUGCUCCGGGGCUUCUCCCCGGGCCACUUGCGUGCCUAUGCCCGCAGGAUGUUCCCCGAGCGCACUGCUCAUGAGCAUCUGCUGCAGCAGCUGGAUGCCAAUCCCAACCUCUGCAGCCUGUGUGCGGUGCCGCUCUUCUGCUGGAUCAUCUUCCGCUGCUUCCAGCAUUUCCACACGGCAUUCGAGGGCUCCUCGCAGCUGCCGGACUGCGCCGUGACCCUGACCGAUGUCUUCCUGCUGGUCACUGAGGUGCAUCUGAACAGGACGCAGCCCAGCAGCCUGGUGCAGCGCAACACGCGCAGCCCAGCGGAGACGCUGCGUGCAGGCUGGCGCACGCUGCAUGCACUGGGCCAGGUGGCGCACCGAGGCACCGACAGGAGCCUCUUUGUGUUUGGUCAGGAGGAGGUGCAGGCUUCGAAGCUGCAGGAGGGGGAUCUGCAGCUGGGCUUCCUGCGCGCUCUGCCCGAUGUGGGCCCAGAGCAGGGCCAGCAGUCCUAUGAGUUUUUCCAUCUCACACUCCAGUCCUUCUUUACCGCCUUCUUCCUGGUGGCAGAUGACAAAGUGGGCACCAGAGAGUUGCUGAGGUUCUUUCGAGAGUGGACGUCUCCCGGGGAGACACCAAGCACAUCCUGCUAUCCUUCCUUCUUCUCCUUCCAAUGCCUGGGUGGCGGUAGCCGGUUGGGCCCUGAUCCUUUCAGGAACAAGGAUCACUUCCAGUUCACCAACCUCUUUCUGUGCGGGCUGCUGGCCAAGGCCAGACAGAAACUCCUUCAGCAGCUGGUGCCGAAGGCUACCCUGAGGAGGAAGCGCAAGGCCCUGUGGGCUCACCUGUUCGCCAGCCUGCGCUCCUACCUGAAGAGUCUGCCCCGAGUCCAGAGCGGAGGCUUUAGUCAGGUACAUGCUAUGCCCACGUUCCUGUGGAUGCUGCGCUGCAUCUACGAGACACAGAGCCAGAAGGUGGGGCGCCUAGCCGCCAAGGGCAUCAGUGCUAACUACCUCAAGCUGGCCUUCUGCAACGCUUGCUCUGCCGACUGCAGCGCCCUGUCCUUCGUCCUGCACCAUUUCCACAGGCAGCUGGCCCUGGAUCUGGACAACAACAACCUCAAUGACUAUGGAGUGCAGGAGCUGCAGCCUUGCUUCAGCCGCCUCACGGUCAUCAGACUCAGCGUCAAUCAGAUCACUGACACCGGGGUGAAGGUGUUGUGUGAAGAACUGACCAAGUACAAAAUCGUGACAUUCCUGGGUUUAUACAACAACCAGAUCACUGAUAUCGGAGCCAGGUAUGUGGCCCAAAUCCUGGAUGAAUGCAGAGGCCUCACACACCUUAAACUGGGAAAAAACAGAAUAACAAGCGAGGGGGGGAAGUGUGUGGCUCUGGCUGUGAAGAACAGCACCUCCAUUGUUGAUGUCGGGAUGUGGGGCAAUCAGAUUGGGGAUGAAGGGGCAAAGGCCUUCGCCGAGGCAUUGAGGGACCACUCCAGCCUGACCAACCUCAGUCUUGCAUUCAACGGCAUCUCGCCAGAGGGAGGGAAGAGCCUUGCACAGGCCCUGAAGCAGAACACCACACUGACAAUAUUCUGGCUGACCAAAAAUGAGCUUAAUGAUGAGGCGGCAGAGUGCUUCGCUGAGAUGCUGAAAGUCAACCAGACGCUGAAGCAUUUAUGGCUUAUUCAGAAUCGUAUCACGGCCAAGGGGACAGCCCAGCUGGCUGAAGCACUGCAGAAGAACUCCGCCAUAACAGAGAUUUGUCUCAAUGGAAACUUAAUUAAGCCGGAGGAGGCCAAAGCCUUUGAAAAUGAGAAGCGGAUCAUCUGUUUCUGAUGGCCAUCCCUGUGCUGAAUCUUUGCUCCUCAGUCACAGGCAGCACUGUGCAGCCAGCAGGGACACAGGGCGCUGGGCCUGCAGCAAGGGGACUGUCAGGAGCCCUCCCCGGAAGAUGCCCCCUGAGCCGUGGCUGGGACUCUGCAGGAGUAGAGUAUCUUAGGAGCCACCAUCACCACUCAAAAACCAGCAAGGCAUUUUCUGUAUGACGAGCUGUCCCUGGGUAUACACAAUGAUGUCUGAAGAUGAAGGAAUGAGAAGCAGACGGGGCCAACCUCAGCUCCCACGGAUGCCCACCUGAAGGACUCAUGGGGACCGACGUCACCUUCAGGAAAGAGCUGGGAAUUUGGGCAGAUCUGAUGGCAAGUUUUCCGAAAGAAGGCACCUGGAGACCACACAAUUAUCUUGAAACCUCCUUCCUCUCCUCAGUACAUCUGUUUCUUCCUCACAGCCGUGGUUACUGAAGUAGGCCCACUGUGGAGAGGGCUUAUCACAGACUUUGGUUUCAAUUCUGGAUUCUCCCUGGCUUCAAAUGAGAGUCACAGGACACCCUCCAAGUCAGUCUCUGAGGAACUCUAUGCCUUAAGAGUACUGAGGUCCCACCCAGAGUUUUUACCUGUCUCUACCUGCCCCAGGAGGGAGUUCCCAUCCUCCACAGCAGCAUGGUUUGCCUCAGUGGUCUGAGGUCCUAAGCAGAGCUCUCCCUUGCCUGUGAGCAGGAAGUAUCUCCAUGCCCUCAGCAGUUGGAGGGUGACUGAGCACAGCCAAGAUUGAUAGCUCGACCAGCAAAGCAUGGCAGGUGCCCACCACCGUGGUGGGCCAGAUGGGCGGAGAUGUUGCCAGUAACAUGCUCUUUUGCCACCUCAUUUGUUAAUAAAAAUAUUGAAAAUGC
Molecule: messenger RNA, 4216 nt
Organism: Mesocricetus auratus (golden hamster)
Lineage: Eukaryota; Metazoa; Chordata; Mammalia; Rodentia; Cricetidae
Gene: Nod1
Product: nucleotide binding oligomerization domain containing 1
Exons: 12
Coding region: 463-3324 (953 amino acids)
Biological process (GO): regulation of apoptotic process
Molecular function (GO): protein binding
Source: RefSeq, a predicted model, not a curated record